Porites lobata is the source of this 836-nucleotide messenger RNA. NCBI's taxonomy places the organism in Eukaryota, Metazoa, Cnidaria, Anthozoa, Scleractinia, Poritidae. The record is from the annotation of a GenBank genome assembly.
AUGAUGAAGAUCAUAUCCAAAGGAGCGAAUCUCUCUCAAGUGUACACCAAUCAUUCCGUCCGGGCUUCAGCAAUAACCGUGCUUUCCGAUGCGAAUGUCAGGGCACCCAACGACAAUUUUCGGAAGAAUAUCUGUUCGGAAGACGAUUUGAGAUCUAGAAUUUUCGGAACAUUUGCUGUAAAAUUUCUUGCUUGCCUACCUCUCCUAGGAUUUUCGAACAUCAAAAAAAUGGUAUAAUUGCCUAUUUUUAACUGAUUUUUACCCCAAAAAGGUCACCUAGAAUUUUCGGGAGCCUUUUUUCUGGCUGAAAUUUUCGAAAAGGUAAAUUUUGAUCGCUAAAAUUUUUGGAUCACUAGACUUUCAGCUAGGAAAUCCGAACAGAUGAAAAAUUUUUAGGGGAUAAAAAUAUGCCUAUAUCUACCGUUUAAAUACUAAAAUACGCUUAACAGUGCUAUGUUUAAGUGGUUUUGAACUAUAUUCUCGUUGGGUGCCCCUGGAAUGUACCCGACCGCCAUAUAAUGUUCGUCUCCGGGCGUAGCAGCGAGCAAAGCAUCUCACACUACAGCGCCAGGCCAUCGGCACCUCAGCUGGAAAGUGUAUCCGACACAAUCUCCAAUGCUCUUCAGUACAACCAAACUCAAAGUACACAAAUUUCUACCGUUUCCAGCACUCCAUCAGCUACACCAUUAAUUGAAAGCUUGAAUCGCAUGGCUUCCAGUGUGUCAAUGUCGUCCGCAUCAGCAAGCUUCCCGAGCGGUUUUUUCAACAACUGCAAUAUUCAAGGCCGUGUGCAAGUGUUCUUCGGGCUUCAGAGCCGCUCUGAUGGGCAUAACUGA